Messenger RNA from Malania oleifera, 1240 nucleotides. Its product is annotated as probable carboxylesterase 6. The record is from RefSeq and is a predicted model, not a curated record. Gene Ontology annotation, molecular function: hydrolase activity. The transcript has a single exon. Bases 36 to 1052 code for a protein of 338 amino acids. Lineage: Eukaryota; Viridiplantae; Streptophyta; Magnoliopsida; Santalales; Ximeniaceae.
AAUCCGCAGAAGAAAAAUAUAUACGGUUAUUAAUCAUGGUUUGCCAAAAGAAUGUCGUCGAUGAAGUCUCGGGCUGGCUCAGGGUUUUUGAUGACGGCUCCGUCGACCGAACGUGGUUGGGGCCGCCUCAAGUCAAGUUCUUGACCGAGCCCGUCCCCGCCCACCCCGAGUUUGUGGACGGUGUUGCCAUCAAUGACGUUGCCGUCGAUGAAAAGACGGGCCUUCGAGUCCGAAUUUACUUACCCGAAGUCCAGCUUGAGGGCGAAAAACAAUUGCUUCCUAUUAUUCUUCAUUUUCAUGGCGGCGGCUUUUGUAUAAGCCGAGCCGAUUGGUACAUGUACUACCACAUGUAUGCCCGGCUUGCCCUCACGGUUCAGGCCAUUUGUGUCUCGGUUUUCCUUCGACCCGCCCCCGAACACCGCCUCCCAGCCGCAUGCGAUGAUGGCUACGCUGCCCUCCUCUGGCUGCGGGACGUGGCCAUGGAUCGGGCCCAUGAGCCUUGGCUCGAGCAAUAUGGGGACUUCGGCCGCGUUUUCCUCAUUGGGGACAGCUCGGGCGGAAACCUAGUCCAUGAGGUGGCUGCACGGGCCGUGUCCGCGGAGUUGGGUCCAGUGAGGAUGGCCGGGGGAAUUCCAAUCCACCCGGGCUUUGUCCGAUCCGAGAAAAGCCAAUCCGAGCUUGAGCAGCCCGAGUCGCCAUUCCUCACUCAAGCCAUGGUGGACAAGUUGUUGAGUCUAGCGUUGCCACUCGGAAGCAACAAAAACCACCCGAUAACGUGCCCCAUGGGGGAGGCGGCCCCACCGCUUCGGGGGUUGAAACUACCACCCAUGCUGCUGUGUGUGGCGGAGAGGGACAUGAUAAAGGACACCGAGAUGGAGUACUACGACGCCAUGAAGGAGGCCGGGAAGGACAUAGAGUUGCUAGUGAGCCGAGGAAUGGGUCAUGGCUUCUACUUGAACAAGAUUGCGGUGGACAUGGACCCGGACACGAAGGCCCAAACCCAUCAGCUCAUUUUAGGUAUCAAAGAUUUUAUUGAGAGACGCCAAAGUUAAAUACGUACACCAAAUACACCGAAAGAUAUAUAUAUAUAUAUAUAUAUAUGCAGUGAUAACUUUCUAUUUAGAAAAAUUAAUUACUUGUGUGUUCUAUAUUUGUAUCUUCAACUUUAAAUGUAAGGAGAACGGAAAAUGUGCAAGUAAAUGUCGAAUUAGAAUUAAUAAAGCCUUUUACUCUAGAUAAC